Messenger RNA from Vicia villosa (hairy vetch), 1538 nucleotides. RefSeq lists its product as uncharacterized. The transcript is spliced from 6 exons. NCBI's taxonomy places the organism in Eukaryota, Viridiplantae, Streptophyta, Magnoliopsida, Fabales, Fabaceae. The coding region runs from base 1164 to 1538 and encodes 124 amino acids. Gene Ontology annotation, cellular component: membrane. The record is from RefSeq and is a predicted model, not a curated record.
UACAACAACGUUACUUUGCUCAACACAAUUCAAAAACCUAAAAAUCUAUUGGUCUUCGCCGCAACCGCCAUAGCUGUGUACAUCACCGCAUCUUCGCCGCAACCGCCAUAGCUGUGUAGCAUCACCGCAUCUUCGCCGCAACCGCAUAGCUGUGUAGCAUCACCGCAUCUUCGCGGGUGUUUUGUUGCCGCAACCUCGCCGGAGCCUAGCGUUGUCAUCUUCUUCAUCUUCACAUUUCAACUCAGGUAUUCUCUAGAGACUAGAUACACUUCGUCCUCAUCCUAUUCAUUUCUGAAAUUAGAUGAUUUUAAGUUAGAUUGAGUAUAAACUUAGUUGAAUUUUGUAAACAAGGUGUUUGUUGAAAUGCCACAAUGAAGAAGUAGACAGACAAAUAUCCUUUGUUUAAAUGCUUGCCAGUUUGACUUUCACUUAUUCUUAAAGGGAGGAGGUGAUUUUUGCUCUGUAUAUACACACAAGAACUGCAUUACAUGCAAUGAAAAUCAGGAAAGAUAGUAUUAGUUUAUUUGUAACACUAGAAUAAGCCCUUGCAAAAACUAGUUCUGCAAAUUCAGCUUUACUGAAUUCAAGAAGAGUUUUUUUUUUAUGGAAUUCUAGUCCAUGUAGUCCUGACUCUACUGAACCAUCAUCUACAACCUCUGCUGAACCCUCACCACCUGACUCUCCUCAAUAUCCACACUACUUUAUGUUUAAUAGUACUUUUUGUUCUUGAUCAUAUACAUGAGAGUGAGGCCGAGAAUUUGUUUGGUUUAAUAAUAAGAGGAAGAAAGACAGAAGAAAGUGAAAUGUGUGUUUCAUAAAUGAUGAUGAGGUUAAUGUUGUCAUCUGUGUGUGUUGGUUUUUCUGGUUUUCAAUGUCUGCGUGUUAAAGAGUUCAUAUAUGCAUAUAGAUAUUGGAAAGGUCAAAGAUAAAGUAUAUAGUAAAGUGAAAUGAUUAGUUAGUCUUAGGCAUGGAAUCUAAUUUACACACUUGGUGGGUGAGUCCAAUAUUAAUGGUUCAAACAAGGUCACAUGGAACAGUAAAGUAUGAUUCAACUUUUAGAAAAGGUACAAAAUUCUAUAAAUCUAUAUAAUACAAAAUUUUAUAAAACCAACCAAUAUCUCGAAAGUGCAAAGCAAAGAAUAUAAUAAUAUCACAGAAAAAACAUGGGCAUUGUUAUUGACUCUCAUUUCUUAGCCCUCACAGCCAUUAUCACCAUUGUUUAUCAGCUUCUGUUUUUCAUUGUCAUUGCACUUCUCAAAUUCGAUAAGGUCACUGAUUUUGCAGGAAGUACCAAUUUCGUUAUUGUCGCUGUAUUAACCUUAGUACUCAAAGGUUCAUGGCAUUUUCGCCAGAUAAUCCUCACUCUCUUUGUUGUAUUAUGGGGUCUUCGCCUUGGUUUUUUUCUCUUACUCAGGAUUUUACAGUGGGGAGAGGAUCGCCGUUUUGAUGAAAUGCGUAGUAAUUUGGGGAGAUUGGCUGUGUUUUGGAUAUUUCAGGCUGUUUGGGUUUGGGCUGUGAGUUUACCUGUUUCAGGUUAG